AUGAGGUUCAUUGCUCUGACCGAUCUUCUCAUAGCGAACUCUCACUUGAUUGGCUUGAAGAUUACUCUCUUCUGGCACCUGACAACAUGGUGGACAGUUUUCAAGAAGAUCAUGGAUAACAUUUUUAUUCUUUACCAUGAAGUACUUGAGAAUAUAGUGUGGGAUCCAUAUCAUGACUUUCAUUAUUAUACAGAAGAUGUCACCUGUUUUAUGAGCACUGAAACUUAUUCAGUUAUAUACGUGAUAUUGCAGCUCUUUGUCAUCAAAAGUAUCCUUGUCCUCCGAAUUUGGGCAAUGAUGGGCAAGUGCACGACUGCAUCUAUUAUGAUUUCUGUAUACUUUUCCGCCGGUAUGGCAGGCCUUUUCUACCUAUCACCGACCAUGCUAUAUGAGAUUAUCAUCUUCAUCACUGCAGCACGUUAUGGAAUCAGGCAAUCAGGAGGCCAGUUUCAGUAUGGCCCCGAGCCUAUCAUGCGUCUACUAUUUCAAGACACGGUUCUGUACUUUGCAACGGUGCUUUCCUCUAUUUUAAUUAUGACAGUUGUGGACCCUCAUUUGGGCUUAACCAUUAUGAGUGUUACAAUGAAUUGUAUGCUUCUCGGUCUUCGGAAGCAGGCUUUUUCCGAUUCCGUUGUACGAAAAACCCUUGGAAGGCCCCUCGAGAUUGAAGAUAGAACAAGUGCUGCUCACUUCAGAGCCGGCCCUCAAGCUUCAUCCUCCCUUCCAGUCCCGAUCCCUCAUUAUGAAACUUCUACAAAUCAUGAUGUCCAAAAUACCGCAAAGGCAGCAUGGAGAUUCGGGACAAGACGGGGAGCGGGUCGUCAUCUGUUACUGUUCAAUGUUCAAUGA
This is a messenger RNA of Desarmillaria tabescens, 849 nucleotides long. RefSeq lists its product as uncharacterized. NCBI's taxonomy places the organism in Eukaryota, Fungi, Basidiomycota, Agaricomycetes, Agaricales, Physalacriaceae. The transcript has 14 exons. The coding region runs from base 1 to 849 and encodes 282 amino acids. The record is from RefSeq and is a predicted model, not a curated record.